This is a messenger RNA of Poecilia reticulata (guppy), 3624 nucleotides long. Lineage: Eukaryota; Metazoa; Chordata; Actinopteri; Cyprinodontiformes; Poeciliidae. The record is from RefSeq and is a predicted model, not a curated record.
UGUCAAAAUGAAACCUUCAAAUUUGAUUUUUAAAAAGAAUAAAAUCUUAUUUAUUGCCAUAAUACAAACAUGUUCUGCAGUCUGUUAACGCUUUAUUUACAGAUUAAAGGUAAAAACACUGAGUCAGAAGCAAACAGGUGGUCCUACCUGAAGCUGAGAUGCUCUUUUAUUCUCCGUCCAGCAGCUGAACGUCCGGCUAUAAACCCACCCAGAAAGGAGGGGAUGGGGAGGUGGGGGAGGAGGAGAUGAGGUGGAUGUUUCCUCUUUUUCAUUCUGAUCGGGAUACACUCAGAAAUCAUGGAGACAAACAGUCUCAAAAUCUAAACUCCCCACAAUCUUGCUUUCAUCAUUUAUGGGGACUUUUUCAGUCGUUGUGAGGAUUCUGUGAAUUAUGGGGACAUUCAGGAUGUUUAACACGUCCGACUCCAUUUCAGGUUCAAGCCAAGCCAAGCCAAGUUUAUUUAUAUAGCACUUUAAAUCAGUUCCACUGACCAAAGUGCUGUACAGCCACAGAAUUAAAACAAGUGAAACAUGGUUCAGAUUAGAACCAUGUUUGGGUCAGAGCCACAGAGAGGAGGCUGGCUGACGUGUGUCAGUGUUGUUGUGAGUGUGUGUGUGUGAGAGACAAAGACAGAGAGAGAGAGAGUGUAUGCAUUUGUAAUACCUUUUUCCUGACACAUACACAAGGGGAAACGCUGCUUUUGGGUCAGGGAUUAGAUUUAGGACUAAGGUGUGAAUUUAAUUCUGGUUAAGGUUAGGUAUGUAAUGAUUAGGGUAAGGAUAAGGUUUAGGUUAUAGAAAUGAAUGGAAGUAAAUGGAAAGUCCCCACAAAGAUAGUCACGCAAACGUGUGUUUGUAUGAGAGAGACACAGAGUGUGUGUGUGUGUGUGUGUGUGUGUGUGUGUGUGUGUGUGUGUGUGUGUGUGUGUGUGCUUGUAAUUGCGAACGUCUGCUCCUCUCUUAUUGAAGUCCUGGAACAACCUGCGGGCUUCAGAUCUUAUCUCCGGCUCCCUUCUCAACACGCUGCCGCUCUGCUUACACAGCAGCAGGACACACUUCAUGUAUGUUGUGUUGGCACACGAUCCACAUACAAGCAGAGAUUAAAGAGAUGUAGCAGAAGGUUAAAGGUCAGAUGUGAUCCAGAUGACGAGUAUGUCUCUGUUUUAACGUCAGCACUGAUCAGUUUCCAAAUCGUCCACUACUGCUCAUCCUUCUGGCAGCAGCCCCGUUUGGGUCAGCGGUACAGGGCUGGAGAUAAUGUCAGGAAGCCCCAGAACACCGGGGGCCCCAGGAGGGCCACCAGGAGGGCCACCAGGGGGCCACCAGGAGGGCCACCAGGGGGCCACCGGGGCACCCAGCAACCAGACAACAGGGCACUGAGGAGCCUCCAGCUACAUUAGCCUGACAGAGCAGGUGUUCUGAGCUGCUGAUAAUGACCAGACCAGAGGAGAACCGGCUCCUCUGCAGGUUCAUCUGCAGAGGAAGUGGGCGGGGCCAAAGGAAGACGCUUCUCAAAGGCUGUACCUGAUUGGAUGAACAAAACGAAGUCAAAACAAUUGGCCAGUUGGGUUUGUCAUCAUAGAUGUUUCUCAGUGACUACAUCUGAUUGGACAAAAUUAACAUCUGUUAAUUAAAUUUCAAAAUAAGAGCAUCAACAUCAACCACUGUUUUAAUAAGUUACUGUGGAGAUUUUUCAAAGAUAUCUACAAGUAGUGAAGGCUAAAUAUUAAUGAAAUGGUGAGUUUCAUUUGUUUAAUGAAAUUAACUAAAUAAACAAAAUGUAAUCAAUCAAUCAAUCAAAUUUUAUUUGCACAGCACAUUUCAGCACCAAGGCAUGCAGCAUAGAAUUGAUAAUCAAAACAUCACAUUAAGUCGAUGCGUUUCUGAUCAACUAACCAGGAGCUCAGUGUUUCAUCUGGGUGAUAUAGAUCUGGUGUUACGUAGAUCUGUGUGAUGUAGAUCUGGUGUUAUGUAGAUUUGGUGAUGUAGAUCUGGUGUCAUGUCUCCAACUCCCUGGUUCUGGUCAGAACAGCAGCAGCUUCUGGAUCAGCUGCAUCUGGACGGUUGAUUUGUUGGUCAGACCUGAUGAGACGCUGCCAUAUGGACAUCACACCAACAACAGCGUGUAUAUUUUGCAGUAAGGUUCAGUAAUUGUGUGUGUGUGUGUGUGUGUGUGUGUCAGUGUUACAAUGUUGUUGUUUUAACAAGAUCAUAUUGCAAGCCAACGUUACUUCAGGCUUUCAUCAGGUCAAAGGUCAAAGGCAGGAGGUUGGGAGAAGCAGAGCUUCAGUUUCAUUCUUUCAUCUCUGAGUCCAGACGGACGGAUGUCAGAUUUUCUCUCUGAUCCUGUUCUUUCAUGAAACGUUUUCCAGUUUUUUGAGCUAAUUUAAAUGAGUUUGUGUUUAAAUCUGGAGAUUAAAGCAGCUUCCUGUAAUCCCGUCUAAGCUCCGCUCCUUUCUUCUUCUUCUCUGCUGACAGAAACAAACUUCCUCACUCCGUUAGAAGAGCUCCUGAGGUUUAAAUCUGUUUUCAUCAUCGGUUAACUCGGCUUUAAUCGCCCGCAAAAAGCCGCACAUCCGCCGCUGGAGCGCCGCAGCUCCAGCCUGAUGAGUCGCCAUGGUGACCUCAGGACCACAUGAAGGGAAAACCACACACGCCUUCAAACGCAGCAGUGCUACCUGCCCGGCUCCCCAGGUGUGUUUUAAUCUCUCUGCGGUCUCUGUGGUGUCGGGUUUCAAACGGCCGCCUCACCUGAGGCCUUCCAGGAAGGAAGCGAAGGCGGCGCUGUCCCGCCGACUGAUGCGGUCGAGCUUCAAAAGCCACGCCAGACUUCUGAGGCCCUGCCGGCUCAGCGGAGACGGAUCAGAGGCAGCGCGGCGCUAUAAAACCCCACGGCUCCUGAAGGCAGCGCAGCACUCACCUGGCUGGCUGGGAGAGAGGAGGAGGAGAAGAUCCUGAGGAAGAGGAGAAGAUCCUGAGGAAGAGGAGAAGAUCCUGAGGAAGAGGAGAAGAUCCUGAGGAAGAGGAGAAGAUCCUGAGGAAGAGGAGUGUCUUCAGAGGAAGCGUGGGCUGAUGGAUCACAGGAUGUGGAUCUACCGCAGCUUCCUGUGCGCGUCGCUGGUCUGCGGUUUGGCGCUGGACUCCAACACCAUCCGGUCGUCCAAAGAGGCGGCGCUGCAGAGCGCCGAGCAGCAGAGGGGAGGCUGCAGCAACAGAGCUCAGAGGAGACACUCCUCCCACACCGACCGACAGCUGGACCGACAGCAAGUCAAAGACAGAACCACAGACAGCUUCAACAGAACCAAAGCUCCAGAGAUGUCGAGCUGCGUCCGAUCCGGGGACUGCGCCGCCGGCCUCUGCUGCGUCCGGUACCUGACCGGGAAGCGGUGCCAGAGGAUCCCGCUGGAGGGCGAGGCCUGCCUGCUGCGGGGCGCCACCAAGCGCCGCCGCAACCUGGGCCGCUGCGACUGCGCCGCCGGCCUGGGAAAACCCAAUAAACGUUCACAUGAGCGGCUCAAAAACUGGAUCAGAACUCAGAGUGGACCCAAACACCUGAUCUGGUCCAACCUGGCAGAACCAGAGCUGAACCAGAACCGUUUGGUUCCAGACGGGACUGAACCAUGA